UAAUCUUCGGUCAAGAAUAGGAUCAAUAGACUUCAUUAUCGGUGGAAAACAUCCUCGGACUGAAUCCGCUAUUUGUAGCCUCCAAAAUCAAAAGAAAAUGACAUUUCGGAAAAUUGUCCUAAAUGGGUGAUGAUACACCUUUCGAAUUUGUCAAAAUUGGACAGGGAAGAAAUCCGCCCAAAUCGGUGCCUAAUGGACUUAUACGUUGUGGAAGAAUAGCCUCAGGCCGAAUUCGUGAUCUGUAGACAUCAAAAUCCAAGGAAAAGGGUUUCAAAAAAAAAAUGCCCCAAAAAAUACAAAAAUAUCAUCCCAAAGUAAAUUGGCCAAAUUCGGUACUUAAUGGACUUAAUCUACGGUCGAUAAUAGUAUCAAUAAACUUCACUGUCGGUGGAUAACAGCCUCAAGCUGAAUCCGGUAUAUGUAGCCUCCAAAAUAAAAAGAAAACGACAUUUCAGAAAAAUCGUAUGAAACUGGUGAUGUUACCCCAUACGAAUCUGCCAAAAAUGUACACGGAAGAAAUCCGACCAAAUCGGUGCCUAAUAGACUUAAUCAUCGUUGAAGAAUAGCCUCAGGCCGAAUAUGUGAUUUUUAGCCAUCAAAAUUAAAAGAAAAUCGCCUUUUUCGUAAAUUUUUGGGCGACGAAAGGCCAUUUUCUUUGGAUAUUGAAGGCUACAGAUCACGAAUUCGGCAUGAGGCUAUUCUUCAACGAUGAUUGAGUCCAUUAAGCACCGAUUUGGGCGGAUUUAUUCCAGGUCAAUUUUUGGCAUAUUCCAACGGGGUACCAUCACAGAUUUCAGGCUAUUUUUCAGAAAUGCCAUUUUCUUUCGAUUCUGGAGGCUACAGAUCACGAAUCCAGGCCGAGGCUAUUCUCCACCGAUAAUGAAGUCUAUUGAUCCUAUUCUCCACCGAUAAUCCAAGCAAAAUGGCCUUCCGAAAAAAAUGCCCCAAAAAUUAUGAAAAUUUGAUCCCAAUAUAAAUUGGCCCUAUUUCAUGCUUAAUGGACUUAAUCUUCGGUCAAGAAUAGGAUCAAUAGACUUCAUUAUCGGUGGAAAACAUCCUCGGACUGAAUCCGCUAUUUGUAGCCUCCAAAAUCAAAAGAAAAUGACAUUUCGGAAAAUUGUCCUAAAUGGGUGAUGAUACACCUUUCGAAUUUGUCAAAAUUGGACAGGGAAGAAAUCCGCCCAAAUCGGUGCCUAAUGGACUUAUACGUUGUGGAAGAAUAGCCUCAGGCCGAAUUCGUGAUCUGUAGACAUCAAAAUCCAAGGAAAAGGGUUUCAAAAAAAAAAAACGCCCCAAAAAAUACAAAAAUAUCAUCCCAAAGUAAAUUGGCCAAAUUCGGUACUUAAUGGACUUAAUCUACGGUCGAUAAUAGUAUCAAUAAACUUCACUGUCGGUGGAUAACAGCCUCAAGCUGAAUCCGGUAUAUGUAGCCUCCAAAAUAAAAAGAAAACGACAUUUCAGAAAAAUCGUAUGAAACUGGUGAUGUUACCCCAUACGAAUCUGCCAAAAAUGUACACGGAAGAAAUCCGACCAAAUCGGUGCCUAAUAGACUUAAUCAUCGUUGAAGAAUAGCCUCAGGCCGAAUAUGUGAUUUUUAGCCAUCAAAAUUAAAAGAAAAUCGCCUUUUUCGUAAAUUUUUGGGCGACGAAAGGCCAUUUUCUUUGGAUAUUGAAGGCUACAGAUCACGAAUUCGGCAUGAGGCUAUUCUUCAACGAUGAUUGAGUCCAUUAAGCACCGAUUUGGGCGGAUUUAUUCCAGGUCAAUUUUUGGCAUAUUCCAACGGGGUACCAUCACAGAUUUCAGGCUAUUUUUCAGAAAUGCCAUUUUCUUUCGAUUCUGGAGGCUACAGAUCACGAAUCCAGGCCGAGGCUAUUCUCCACCGAUAAUGAAGUCUAUUGAUCCUAUUCUCCACCGAUAAUCCAAGCAAAAUGGCCUUCCGAAAAAAAUGCCCCAAAAAUUAUGAAAAUUUGAUCCCAAUAUAAAUUGGCCCUAUUUCAUGCUUAAUGGACUUAAUCUUCGGUCAAGAAUAGGAUCAAUAGACUUCAUUAUCGGUGGAAAACAUCCUCGGACUGAAUCCGCUAUUUGUAGCCUCCAAAAUCAAAAGAAAAUGACAUUUCGGAAAAUUGUCCUAAAUGGGUGAUGAUACACCUUUCGAAUUUGUCAAAAUUGGACAGGGAAGAAAUCCGCCCAAAUCGGUGCCUAAUGGACUUAUACGUUGUGGAAGAAUAGCCUCAGGCCGAAUUCGUGAUCUGUAGACAUCAAAAUCCAAGGAAAAGGGUUUCAAAAAAAAAACGCCCCAAAAAAUACAAAAAUAUCAUCCCAAAGUAAAUUGGCCAAAUUCGGUACUUAAUGGACUUAAUCUACGGUCGAUAAUAGUAUCAAUAAACUUCACUGUCGGUGGAUAACAGCCUCAAGCUGAAUCCGGUAUAUGUAGCCUCCAAAAUAAAAAGAAAACGACAUUUCAGAAAAAUCGUAUGAAACUGGUGAUGUUACCCCAUACGAAUCUGCCAAAAAUGUACACGGAAGAAAUCCGACCAAAUCGGUGCCUAAUAGACUUAAUCAUCGUUGAAGAAUAGCCUCAGGCCGAAUAUGUGAUUUUUAGCCAUCAAAAUUAAAAGAAAAUCGCCUUUUUCGUAAAUUUUUGGGCGACGAAAGGCCAUUUUCUUUGGAUAUUGAAGGCUACAGAUCACGAAUUCGGCAUGAGGCUAUUCUUCAACGAUGAUUGAGUCCAUUAAGCACCGAUUUGGGCGGAUUUAUUCCAGGUCAAUUUUUGGCAUAUUCCAACGGGGUACCAUCACAGAUUUCAGGCUAUUUUUCAGAAAUGCCAUUUUCUUUCGAUUCUGGAGGCUACAGAUCACGAAUCCAGGCCGAGGCUAUUCUCCACCGAUAAUGAAGUCUAUUGAUCCUA
Messenger RNA from Linum trigynum, 2908 nucleotides. NCBI's taxonomy places the organism in Eukaryota, Viridiplantae, Streptophyta, Magnoliopsida, Malpighiales, Linaceae. The record is from the annotation of a GenBank genome assembly.